Mesorhabditis belari is the source of this 798-nucleotide messenger RNA. The record is from the annotation of a GenBank genome assembly. NCBI's taxonomy places the organism in Eukaryota, Metazoa, Nematoda, Chromadorea, Rhabditida, Rhabditidae.
AUGCUAAUCAUUUUAUUUACUUUCUUCUUUUCGGGAACUUUCUCUCUGAAGCCACUCGGUCGCUCAUACGAAAUUUCGGACACUAUUAAUCCAGGCUUUGGUGUUGAGUAUUGUGUCAUUCCGAAAACUGGUUCAACGGUGACGAAAGAGAUUCUCUGUGAAAUUUUACGCGCCUACAAAGGAAAGCCCCAACGUGACCCGAAACGUGGCCAUUCAAUCAAUCUGACAAGUGAAUGCGAGAAAAGAGGAAACUAUCUCUUUGAUUUGACCACAAAAUGGCAGCGACCUCUGCUGGAAACGAUCAAAUUCACGACAGUUCGAGAUCCGGUCGAGCGAUUUGUCUCAAUUUAUGGAUACAUUUGUCCAGGCUAUUGGUGCCCUCCAUCCAUUCGAAACAUUCAUCAAUUUGCUCGGUGGUUGUACAACGCGAAGAGAAACGAAAACGGAAUGAUGGCGAGAGUGCAAACGAAGAAGACCGACUACGUUCUUUGGCACUCGGCUCCACAAACGAGUUUUUGCGGAAUCGGAAGCGAAACCGUUCACAUUGUGCAUCAUUCACGCGAUCGAGGAAAGAUGCGAGGGGAAAUGCUUAGAGUUCUUCGAAAAGCACACGUUCCAAAUAAUGUGGCCAAUAAAGCUUUGCGUCAUUUGUUCUCAUCGACCACCGUUCACGCCUCUCGAUCGAACGCCGAAAGGAAAAAAUUGCUCAAGGCGGCUCGGAAUCCACAGACAAUGGUCUAUAUAAAAGCCAUUUAUCACCGAGAUUUUCGAUUUCUCAAAGAACACAAGCUGCAAGAU